Molecule: messenger RNA, 2085 nt
Organism: Fusarium vanettenii 77-13-4
Lineage: Eukaryota; Fungi; Ascomycota; Sordariomycetes; Hypocreales; Nectriaceae
Exons: 3
Coding region: 62-1936 (624 amino acids)
Biological process (GO): translational elongation
Cellular component (GO): cytoplasm; nucleus
Source: RefSeq, a predicted model, not a curated record
CGCACUUCCCAGUUGCCUCUACACUUCCCCCGGACAUCUCUGUUAUCCAAUCGUCGGCAAAAUGCACCAAAUUUUCCCCUCUACCUUUUUCAACUUCGAGUUUCUUCGCCUUCUCGGGACCGCCCCAUAUCUCGGUGCCGAGACCGGAGAGUGCCUUGCCACGGCGGCACGCAUCAAGGAUGGAGAUCCUGAGAGCUGGUACCACGCCUGGUACGAACAGGCCCAGAAGGCACUGGCCCUUGCUGAUGAGGCCAAAGCCGUUGGAGACGGUCCCGGUGCCGCGUGGGGCUACAUCCGAGCGUCCAACUACUUCCGGGCCAGCGAGUUCCUCCUCCACUGCACGCCAGAGGACCCGAGGAUCCUCUCGUCUGCCGUGGUGAGUGCCGAUGCCUUUGACAAGGGCUGGAUCCUGCUGGAUGGCUCGGUGAGGAAGGUUGACAUCCCUUACGAGGGUGGCAAGACCCUGCCGGGACGGCUCUACCUCCCGGCCCUUCAUCAUCAACUCUCCGGCAAGAUCCCUGUUGUUAUUCAGACCGGCGGUUUUGACUCGACUCAGGAGGAGCUCUACUACUACGGUGCCGCUGGUGCCUUACCACGUGGCUAUGCUGUCUUUAGCUUUGACGGACCCGGCCAAGGCCUAUCACUUCGAAAGGAUAAGCUGUACCUACGCCCUGACUGGGAGCACGUCACCAGCAAAGUGCUGGAUCAUGUCAUCGGGGAGCUGGCUCCGGCGCAUAAUCUCGACGUGGACCGCCUAGCCAUGUUUGGCGCUUCUCUCGGAGGCUACCUCUCCCUCCGCGCUGCUGCGGAUCCCCGCGUCAAGGCAGUCGUGUCAUGCGACGGGCCGCUGGACCUCUUCGACAUUACCCGCAGCCGCAUGCCGCCGUGGUUCAUCAAUGGCUGGCUGAGCGGCUGGCUGAGCGAUGGCUUCUUCAACUGGGUCAUUGACCGUCUGGCGUCAGUCAACUUUCAGCUGGCUUGGGAGUUCGGCCACAGCAAGUGGGUUUACGGUGUCAAGACACCUGCAGACGUCAUGCGGACCAUGCAAAAGUUCUCUCUCAAGGACGGGUACCUGUCCAAGAUCAAGUGUCCCACACUGAUCACCGGUGCAGCUGAUUCAUUCUACUUUACGCCACAGCAGAAUGCUCAUCCCAUCUUUGAUAGCCUUUCUGCCCUCGGACCGGCGGAGAAGCACCUGUGGAUCGGCAAGGGCGGCGUCGAGGGCGGUGUCGUUGUUUGUUGCAAGAACAGUCUUGACAUACUCACAAACAUCACCAUGGCACCUUUUGGGAAAUUGUAUUCUUUCAUGCCAAAUGGCCGGGCCUUCAAGAUUCUUGCGGCCGCCAAGCUCAAUGGUCUGGAAAUUGAGAUAGCCCCGUACCAGCACAUGGUAGACAACAAGACACCAGAGUUCCUGGCCAAAUUUCCGGCAGGAAAAGUCCCAGCUUUCGAAGGCGCUGACGGGCUUCUCCUCCCCGAGUCCGACGCCAUUGCACAGUAUCUGGCUCAGUCUGGACCUUACUCUGGACAACUACUUGGCCAUGAUGGUGCAACUUCAGCCAAGAUUCGACAGUGGAUCUCUUUCUUUGAUGGCGAAGUCUACCCACACAUGCUAGAUCUUGUCGUUUGGCGAGUGGGAAUUGCACCGUUUGACCAAUCUACCGAGACCAAGGCACUGGCUCGUCUCGAGUUUGCCUUGGAUGUGCUUGAGAAGCAUCUUGACGGCCGAAAGUGGUUGGUUGGGGACGAGCUCACACUGGCCGACUUGACGGGGGCAUCUUCCCUUCUCUGGGCAUUCAUACACAUUAUCGAUGCAUCCGAGAGGAAGCGUUUCCCCAACGUGGUGGCCUGGUACUUGCGCACUAUCGAGACAGAGGAGAUCAAGGAAGUAUUUGGCCCCCCAAACUUGAUUGAUGUCAAGCGUGUCCAUGAGUAGAAUGUCAAGAAACUUGGGUACUCCGCCACAAUAAAUGCAGAGUGUUGUUUUGCGCAUUGAUUCGUUGGUUCUUUAUGCGUCUCUUGCUUAUGGCUGCAUGUCUGGGAUAGCGCCACAUUACUAGGUCGUACGCAGGAAUAAUAUGCACU